AUGAUAAAAAAAAAAAAAACUGGGAGAUUAUUCCCAACACAAUUUCAUUUACUUCUUCUUUUGCCAACCAGUUUCUAUCAUUUCAAUAUACCAUCAACGAAAAUGUCGAAUUUUACUAACAAAACCAGCAAAAAUCCAUUUGCUUCUGCAAUGGAAAGCUCACCACAACGAAAAAAUCUGACACAACAAUCAGAUUCUACCCCUCGCCGUCAGAAACAAGCACCACCGCCACGUCCACCAAAAGAAUUUAAUGCCCCACCACCACCAUACACCCCUUCAGAAAACUCAAAUAGCUAUCCAAAAGAGAAAGAAUCAAGAUCCACUAGUGAGCAAAGAAGCAGGGAGAGACCUAGAGACGAACACAGACAUAGAGACAGACCAAGAGAUGAGCACAGAAGUAGAGACCGUCCAAAGGAUGGAAGUGAACGACCAAGAGAUAGAGAUAGAGAAAGAGAACACAGAUCACACAGGUCUCAUCAUAAAAGCUCCAGUUCAUCCAAGAAGAAAUCUCAGCCAAAAGAAGUAGUGAAACCAAAAAACAUGGACACAAUCGAUAAAUUGGACGUUACAGGGUUUGUUGGAAUGCACCAUGACGGUCCAUUUGAUGCUUGUACCAGAUUCCGUAAUAUCAAUGAAUCCAAAUCACCUGUCAAUGCCUUCCCAAUUAACGGGCCUAAUAAUUCUAUCUCGGGUGCUGCGGCUGGUGUCGACCACUUUAACAUGGUUUUUGGAAAUUACGAUACUGAAAAUGACGCUGCUUCAAAACAAACAGUGAUGAACUUUGAUUCAAAUACCAAAGGUCCAACAGUUCAUGGUCCUACAACAGCUGGUCUUGGUACCACUACUUUUGUUGAUGGUGCACCAGCACCUAAAGCUUUAGAAAACAGUGUAAGUGCCAACUCCACUAAUAAUGGUUUAGGGAAGAAAGAAGAGUUUGGUACAAAGAUUAAGAAAUAA
This is a messenger RNA of Candida tropicalis MYA-3404, 957 nucleotides long. RefSeq lists its product as uncharacterized. Gene Ontology annotation, cellular component: cytoplasm. The record is from RefSeq and is a predicted model, not a curated record. The coding region runs from base 1 to 957 and encodes 318 amino acids. Lineage: Eukaryota; Fungi; Ascomycota; Pichiomycetes; Serinales; Debaryomycetaceae. The transcript has a single exon.